Molecule: messenger RNA, 1479 nt
Organism: Biomphalaria glabrata
Lineage: Eukaryota; Metazoa; Mollusca; Gastropoda; Planorbidae
Exons: 3
Coding region: 1-1479 (492 amino acids)
Molecular function (GO): catalytic activity
Source: RefSeq, a predicted model, not a curated record
AUGAUUGACACAGACACAGUAAAAAGCGGGCACGAGCAGACCCGAACAGGCUCCGUGCGCCGGGUAGUGGGCGUCAGGCCUGGACACGAAAAGUCAGCUACUAGUCGCCCCGCGACCUCGAUGAGGGGGAAUUUGUCAGAGCUCUCAAAACUCCUCCACGAGAGGGCAAUAGACGUGGCUUUACUACAAGAGACACUAACUGGCAAACGCAAUGCCAGUAUUACCGGUUAUAGUGCAUUUAAGUGCAAAUGCACAGACUGCCGGGGGCUCAUCACUUAUGUACGCAACAACCUGGUUGCUACACAAAUCCCCGGUCCACGAGUGCAUGGGCGUACCGACGCCAUCACCCUUGAAGUACAUAAACUCGGGCGUAAACUCACAGUAACUAAUCUGUACAACCCCCCCAAGCAUGACAUUAGCCUCGAAUAUGACUGUACUAAUAUCAACACUCACAACGUCAUCGCUGGAGACUUUAAUGCUAAGUCUCAGCAGUGGGGCUAUGAUUCAACCGACUCAUCGGGACAUAAAAUCCAUGAACUCCUUAAUAACUCUAAUUUGUUCUGUCUGCAAAAUAAACAUACUCCCCCAACUCUAUACCAUACCGGAAAUGGCAGCCAAUCUAGACCAGACCUUACUCUAAUUACAGCUAAUCUAGAAUCACAUACUCAGUUUCAAGUCCUAGAUGACAUUGGAAGUGACCAUAGACCCAUAUUAGUCACAAUUGCCCUCUCAGAGGCCAGUGGUGUAACCCCAAAAGCCCCGCGUAGAUGGAGUUACACCAAGGCGAACUGGCCAGCCUACGAGGCAGCAGUUAACACUGCCCUUAUGAAUAUUGCAGUGGAGGAUAGGGACGUUGACAUCAUAUACGGCGAAAUAACAGCAGCUAUGUUGGGUGCGGCCAAGAGGUUUGUCCCGCGGACUUAUCCUGGCGUAAGGCAGAAACGCGUGUGGUCUCAGGAAUUGAAUAAGCUGGUCCUGAGACGUAAGCGAGCCCGGAGGCUUGCUGAACGGAAGGGUACCCCUGAAAUCCGGCGGGAGUACAAUCGGCUCUGUAGAGCCACGAGUGAACUGGCCCGACGCGUCCGGUCGGACCAUUGGAACGCUGCCUGCGCCGGGAUGGAUCUUCGGGAUACCUCGAAAGCCUGGCGUCUUCUGCGAAACCUAGAGGCCAAAGACACAGCGCGAACGGCUGCCCCUCUAUUGUCACCCGGAGGGCCGGUCUCGACGGUAACCAAAAUGGCCGGCUUGUUGAAUCGACAUUUUGCUAAACACAAGCCCGAAAAGAAGUCUGCCAUGUCCAAAGCCCUCAACAAAGAACGUAAGAGGCUCGAGAGGGAGCCAGAUGAGCCGGAAAGCCAAGCAACGUGCAACGCGCCCUUCUGUCGUGCUGAGCUGGACAGAGCGAUAGCUAAGUGCAAAAAUCGAAAAGCUCCUGGGCCAGACAAGGUUACCCCCGAGAUGGAAUAUAAUUCUAAUUAG